Laccaria bicolor S238N-H82 is the source of this 339-nucleotide messenger RNA. RefSeq lists its product as uncharacterized. Bases 1 to 339 code for a protein of 112 amino acids. The record is from RefSeq and is a predicted model, not a curated record. NCBI's taxonomy places the organism in Eukaryota, Fungi, Basidiomycota, Agaricomycetes, Agaricales, Hydnangiaceae. The transcript has 3 exons.
AUGAUAAGUAGAAAUUGCCGUCAGCCUGAGUGCUGUAAACUCUACGGAGGACAGCCCGUUGAGCAAAACUCAGAUUAUAGAUCGAAUCGAAGACAUCCUUAUGACUCGGGAGACAGUGCUGGCGGAAUAUUUCUCUCUCAUCUUGCUACGGGAUUACGUAUCGACAACCUUCCAAGUUUCUCGACGCGUUUUGGACCUCAGGUGGACUGGACAUCGGAAAAAGAAUGUUUCGAGUCUUUUCUUCGAGAAUCGGCUUACUUUUACACUCCGCUGCCUCCUUUGCUGCGAGACCCCUCUCAAUCUGAGAGUCAUGCUGAGCAACUGAAAGGCGAACGGUGA